This is a messenger RNA of Mucor mucedo, 486 nucleotides long. RefSeq names its product Ctr copper transporter. The coding region runs from base 1 to 486 and encodes 161 amino acids. Gene Ontology annotation, molecular function: copper ion transmembrane transporter activity. Gene Ontology annotation, biological process: copper ion transmembrane transport. Lineage: Eukaryota; Fungi; Mucoromycota; Mucoromycetes; Mucorales; Mucoraceae. The transcript is spliced from 3 exons. The record is from RefSeq and is a predicted model, not a curated record. Gene Ontology annotation, cellular component: membrane.
AUGCCAGCCAUGUGCGCCAUGAAUAUGCUUUUCAACUGGCAAAUAAAAGACGUUUGUGUAGUUUUUGAAUGGUGGCAUAUUAAUACCACAACCGACCUGCUGAUAUCUUGUAUCGUAGUAUUUUGUAUCGCUGCUGGAUAUGAGUACCUUCGUGUAUGGUCAAGUUAUUUUGAUGAUCAGUGGUCACAGGCGGAAAAGAAAAAGUUAUCAGAUCAACGAUCGCUAGUGGGAGAUCAAGAGGAAUUUGAGACUACAGAUGGAUCUAAUUUUCUUAGAAAAGAGAAUGUUAUAAGAGGAUCGUGCAAACAAGGGGCAUUAAGAUCCUUAAUAUAUGCAGCCUUAGUUGCCAUCAGUUUUUGGUUGAUGCUUGUAUUUAUGACGUAUAAUGGGUAUUUAAUGAUCGCGACAGUAGCUGGUGCAGGUUUCGGCCACUUUAUAUUUGGGCAAGGCAAACUAAAAGCUAGUCGUGACAUUCAAUGUCACUAA